Messenger RNA from Enterobius vermicularis (human pinworm), 477 nucleotides. Lineage: Eukaryota; Metazoa; Nematoda; Chromadorea; Rhabditida; Oxyuridae. The record is from the annotation of a GenBank genome assembly.
AUGGUUCAAAUCUGGCAUCUCGAUGACUACAUGUACGGAGACCCACGCCUUCCUCACUACGUUUAUCCACCUAAAAAACUGAGUCCCGACGACCUGUUUAAGAGAACUAGCGUAAAAUAUGUCAAAAUUCAAAUCUUGGAUGAGAUUAAGGCCUUACGACAAGUGGAGAAACUCAGGAAAGAAAAGCAGUUUGGGUGUGACGAAUUUUUUACUCUGGACGGACGAAGGGCGGAAAAUUUCAAAAGUAAGGUACUGAAAUUUUUUAUUGAGUAUAUAGAAAAACUUUAUGCAAUCACUACAACGUUGGAUGAAGAAGCACAUUUCGUGUCGGAGGGAUCUGCCUAUUUUGACGUCCUUGAAAACGACACCACAAAAUGGCUCCGAAUUUGUUGCGAGGCUGGAGACCUACUCGUUUUCCCCGCUGCUAAAUUCUAUAAAAUAACGACCACACCUGAAGCAAGUCCACUUCAACAAUAG